This is a messenger RNA of Paramecium sonneborni, 1007 nucleotides long. NCBI's taxonomy places the organism in Eukaryota, Ciliophora, Oligohymenophorea, Peniculida, Parameciidae. The record is from the annotation of a GenBank genome assembly.
AUGAAUUAAAAAGAGGAGGAUUUUAUUAAGAGAAUGAAGUUAUAAGAAAAUAAAUUUAUCUUUUUAACUGAAUAAAGCAAAUUAUUAAUAAAAGAAUAAGAUUCAGAAUGUGAACAAUAAAUUAAUUUUCCUAAUCCAGUAUAUGAUGCUAUGUUUUAUAAUGAUUUGUUGAUUGCCUCAAUAAGAAAUAUGCCUGUAAGUAUUUAAAAAUAAAAUAGAUAGAUUGUUAUAUAUAAAAAAGAAGAUAAUGAAUGGAAACAAUCUAUGAGAUUACAUGAUAUUAAACCUAAUUCGGAAUAAUUUUUAGCUCCAUUAGAUAUGAAAAAAUUGAGUGUAAAAAUGAUAAUUUAUUGUAAUAUAGGAAAGUAACAAUAUAAUUGGAUGUGGUAAAGGAUUUCUACACGAGUAUGAUUUAUCUAAAUCAUAGAUCAUAAAUUAUAAAAGCAUUAAAAAUUAUGAAUAUAUAUCAUGUGUAGAUUGUUGUGAGUAAAAUGAAAAUUAUGGUAUUGCUAAGAAUAUACUAUUGUUGGGGUAAUUCAAUAAAAUAAUAAAAAUUGUUGAUACUUAAUAAGAUAAAUAAAUUGCUGAAGCAAAAGUUCAUAUUGGUGGAAUAACGCAUUUAAAAUUUGAUAAGUUGGAUUCAUUAUUUUUUUACUCUUGUGCAAGAUUUGAUGAUUACAUUUAUUAGUGGGUAUUAUCUAUUAAUAAAUAAGGAUUUAAGAAAUACAAGCACAUUUUUGUAAUAUUUUGAAAGAAAGAAUCAAACAAAUUAAAGAAUGAAUUUUGACAUAAAUCGCAAAAGAGAAUUGCUAAUUGGGAAUGAUGAUGGAACUACCUAUGUUUAUAAAAGUGAUUUGAAAAGAUUUGAAUUUUCUAUUUCAAAUUCAUGUGUCCAUUCAAGCGUCAUUCAAGAUGAUGGUUAGUGUUAUGUGAGUUUUGGAUAAAGAACUUUUAAUGAGUAAAAAAUAUUUCAAACCGGAAUAUAAAAUUUCACAAUCAAUUCAUGA